AUGCAACCGGACCGGGCGACCGGGCGCCGGUUUCCGGUCCGGUCCGGUCGAGACUUAUCAACCGGUUCCGGUCAAACUGCAGGACCGGGACUGCUGCGAGUUCAAGCAUCGAGUUCAGAAUCGGAAAGGCAUUUUUCAGCUGGUGGUGCUAUUGUUUCUGAAACACGCAGUCGUUUAUCACCAGAAAAUGUUGAAUCUCUAAUUGUUCUUCGUGAAACUUAUGUGAAUAACAUGUGGUCAAAUGAUGAGCAAUUUUCGAAAAUUGAAUCAUAA
Molecule: messenger RNA, 273 nt
Organism: Didymodactylos carnosus
Lineage: Eukaryota; Metazoa; Rotifera; Eurotatoria; Philodinida; Philodinidae
Source: the annotation of a GenBank genome assembly